Penicillium hordei is the source of this 216-nucleotide messenger RNA. RefSeq lists its product as uncharacterized. NCBI's taxonomy places the organism in Eukaryota, Fungi, Ascomycota, Eurotiomycetes, Eurotiales, Aspergillaceae. The transcript is spliced from 3 exons. The record is from RefSeq and is a predicted model, not a curated record. Bases 1 to 216 code for a protein of 71 amino acids.
AUGGAGACCGUCAAGCAAGCCGCCAACUACGUCGCUGAGACCGUCCAGGGCACUGGAGCUGAGGCUUCCAAGGAGGCCAACAAGGGCGUCGCUAAGAGCAGCGAUGCCAAUGUCUCUACCCGCGCCAGUGCUGCCAAGGACGCAAUCUUCGACAAGAAGGACGAGCUUUCCCAUAACACUAAGGCCGAUGUCCACAAGGAGGCUGCCAAGAACUAA